AAAAAAAAAAAAAAAAAAAAAAAAAAUACUUGGACAACGUCAUGACAGAGCCUGAUACAAAUAAACCAAAGGUACUUAUUGUGGGCGCAGGCUUGGGUGGACUCUUACUUGCGAUUCUGCUCGAGCGCGCUGGCGUACCUUAUGAAGUCCUAGAGCGGGCUGCUGCCAUCAAGCCAUUAGGAGCGGCUAUUUCACUAGGCUCCAAUAUCUUGCAUGUGUUCAACCAGCUGGGUUUGUUGGAUGAGUUUUUGGCAUUUUCUAAACCCUCUGUUCGUAUUUUCAUGUGCAACCAAGAACGAGGGGUUGAUUAUGUUCUUGAGCAAGGAUUUGUCAAAGACAUGGGUGGAUUCCAUGGUACUAUCUGUACGCGCAAGGAUCUCUAUGAUCUGUUACUUCGUCAAAUACCCUCUUCCAAAGUUCACCUUUCGAAAAAAAUGAUCUCGUUUGAUCAAACUACAGACUCCAAUGUGGUCACGGUCCAAUGUGCAGAUGGAUCCUCCUAUGUAGGAGAUAUCCUAGUGGGUGCCGAUGGUGCCUAUAGCACUGUGAGAGAGUGCCUGUACAAGGAGUUGGAAGCGCAGGGCACAUUACCCAAGGGCGAUUCAGAGCCAUUGCCGUUCAAUAGCGUUUUGGUAUUGGGUACAACUAACGAAUUGAGUCCUGAAGAGUUUCCAGAACUGAACAGCGAUGAGAGCAACCCACAGAUUUUUCUGAAGCAUAUCAAUGGCGUACCAUACACUUGGAUAGUGUUCCCCAUGAAGGGAAAUACGUUUUGCUGGGGCGUGACAGAAUAUUUGAACGAGUAUUCUACAAAGCAAGAGGCAACUAGUUCUGAUAAGGAUUGGGGCCCCAAAGGAGCAGAGGCGAUGUGCAACCUUUCGCGCGAUUUCCCUAUCCGAGGUGGACUCCAUAACACUCUGACAAUAGGCGACAUGAUCGAUCGUACACCUAAAGAGUUAAUUUCCAAAGUGAUGUUGGAAGAAAAAGUUUUUGAUACAUGGUACGGCGGACGAGUGGUCCUAUUGGGAGACGCAUGCCACAAGAUGAUUCCAUCAGGGGCUCAGGGAGCGGUGAAUGCGAUGCAGGAUGCUGUAGCGUUAGCUAACUGGAUCAGUGUUUUGGAAAAGACCUCCUCUAAGGAUGGUUAUCAAUCUGCGUGGAAAGAAUACCAAGAUGAACGCCAUCCAUUAGCUACACAGUCUUUUGAGGUGAGCCAGUUCAUGGGCAAACAGACACUUGGGAACUGGGUGGGAACAGUGAGCAGACUGUUUGCAAGAUAUAUGCCAGAUUGGUUCCAGAAGUUUGCUAUGAUGAGGAUGAUUAGCAAUCGACCUCAAGUAUCGUUUUUGCCUCCAGCAGAGGAUAAGGGAACGGUUCCAGUUAUUGAUCAACCAAGUCUUCGAAAGACAAAGGCGAUGCUGGCUGGUUCUCAAGCGAGGUCAUAGACUUUUAUUUAUUUAUUUAUAAUUAUUAUUAUUAUUAUUAUUAUUAUUAUUAUUAUUAUUAUUAUUAUUAUUAUUUCAAC
Lobosporangium transversale is the source of this 1525-nucleotide messenger RNA. RefSeq lists its product as hypothetical. The transcript has 5 exons. NCBI's taxonomy places the organism in Eukaryota, Fungi, Mortierellomycota, Mortierellomycetes, Mortierellales, Mortierellaceae. Bases 42 to 1445 code for a protein of 467 amino acids. The record is from RefSeq and is a predicted model, not a curated record. Gene Ontology annotation, molecular function: FAD binding.